CCUGCCCCCUAAACCCCUAAACCCCUUCUCCAUUCACUUUGCCUUUGGGCAAUUUCCUCCAGAACCUGGGUGGGGGAGGGUGGGGUUCCGGUGUUGAAAUGGCAUCCUGGACAGACAUAAACACCCCACCCACUUUGCCCACUGGCCAAGGGCCUGUGCCUACACCAGCUCCCAGCUCUGGGGAUAGCACUGUAACAAAGAGGUGGGGGCAAGGGCUAGGGUAGAUCCAGCUUUAAAAGGAUAAUUUGUAAUUCUUGCUAAUUUGGGGUAAGUCAAAGAGUGAAUUCCAUAUUAGAUAGCUGUGAUAGGCCAUCUUUGUGAUGAUCUAAGGUCAUGUAAUUUGAAGUCAUCCAGUCCUAUCCUCUGUCCUUUCAGAAGUUUCUCCCACCCCCUAGCCUGCCUGCCUUUACUUAUAUGGCAGGGGUAGGGUGCUGGGUCUGGCUCUAAGACAUUGGGAGGCCCCUGCAAAAUCUACUUGGAAUCUCUUGCCAAAGGCAGAGAGAACAGAUGCAGGGAGAUGGGUGUUGGGAAUAGGGAGGUAGGAUGAGGAGAGGGGCAGAUAAAGAGGAAGAUGAAGGCAGGGGUGAGGGUUUGUUGAGAAUGUUAAGCUGCCCACGCAGAAAGGGACCUCCGAGUUCAAUUUAUCCAACUCCCUGGUUUUAUAAAUGAGGAAACAGAAGCUCAGAGAAGUGCGAUGGCCUUGCCCAACCUCACACUGCUGCUUUGUGGCUGACCAGCAGCUAGAGCCCACAUCAAAGAAAGCGGGGGGGGGGGGGUGUGUGAAGGGGAGUGUGUAUGUACGGCUCUAAAGGAUAUUCCCCAGAAGAGGAGAAAAGAGAUUCCACAGAACUGACUGGCCAAUAUAGGAUGUAGACCACCAAUAGAGGACUGGAGUAUGGACACACAAGAGUGGGAUGGGAAGGGGUCUGAGAGGCCAGUAUGGGCUAGCAGAGUUAGCUAGUAUGUUCCAGACCUGAGCCUGUUAUUUCCCAGGUUGGGUGUCACUCUCUGAAUGGACAUUAUAGGAUCUUGUUGAAAAUCAAUCUCAUAAACUAGUAACGAUGGUGAAAACAUCAGCGCAGUUCUUGGUAGUUCUUAAUAGGUCUCUGCUAUGAUUGUCCCUUUAGGAACCCUGGAAGCCUGGCUGUGUGGGUUGGGGUAUGGCUGAGAUGACCCUGCAGGGACAUAGGACAGAGAGGUCCAGUGUCCCCAGAGACCAUUCCUCCUCUGCUGCCUCCAGCUGAUAAACCUCUUAUCUGGCACGAGCAGGGGAGCCCAGAGCCAGGAUAGGAGGAGAAGGCAGGGCUGCUAUCAGCCACCAGGCCUGGGCCAUAUCUCGGAGAAGGGGAGGGGCUGUCUGCUUGGCUCUUCCCACAACACACUCCUUGGGGAUCCCCAAGCACUUACUCUCAUCUUGAGAACAUGAGACAGAGGAGGAAAACUGAGGACAGAGGAGGAAAGCCAGAGUGAUCCCUGAUGUUGCCCCAGAACAAGGGAAAAAAACCAAACCAAAACAAACCAGAAGAUGUGACUUCUGCCCUGCCCAGCGAUACGGUUUUGGGGGAGUAAGAAGUAGGAGGAAGAGAAGGAGGCGUCUUGUCUGAAAAAGAAGGUGAAGCCCUACUGUGCUCCCAAAGGAACCGACUACAGCCACAGCAGGUUGCAGGGGCCUUUUGGGCUUUGGGGACCCUGGACCAGGCCCUGGCCCAGUAGGAUGCCCCCGUGUCCUCCCCAGCAGAGCAGGAACAGGGUGACACAGUUGCCCACUCUGGAGCUGGGCGAGAUGGAACUGACCUGGCAAGAGAUCAUGUCCAUCACUGAGCUGCAGGGACUAAAUGCUCCAAGUGAGACGUCGUUUGAGCCCCCUGCCCAGGCCCCAUACCCUGGACCCCCACCGCCCCCAACUUACUGCCCCUGCUCAAUCCACCCAGAAGCUGGCUUCUCCCUUCCUCCACCACCCUAUGAGCUCCCAGCACCCACAUCUCAUGUCCCAGACCCCUCAUACUCCUAUGGCAACAUGGCCAUACCAGUCUCCAAGCCACUGACUCUCUCCGGUCUGCUCAGUGAGCCCCUCUCAGAUCCUUUGGCUCUCCUGGACAUUGGGCUGCCAGGGGGGCCCCCCAAGCCUCAAGAAGACCCAGAAUCUGACUCAGGAUUAUCCCUCAACUAUAGCGAUGCUGAAUCUCUUGAGCUGGAGGGGACAGAGGCUGGCCGACGGCGCGGCGAGUAUGUAGAGAUGUACCCGGUGGAGUACCCCUACUCACUUAUGCCCAAUUCCUUAGCCCACCCCAACUAUGCCUUGCCACCUGCAGAGACCCCCUUAGCCUUAGAACCCUCCUCAGGCCCUGUGCGGGCCAAGUCCACUGCACGGGGGGAGGCGGGGAGUCGGGAUGAGCGACGGGCCCUGGCCAUGAAGAUUCCCUUCCCGACGGACAAGAUUGUCAACUUGCCGGUAGAUGACUUUAAUGAGCUGUUGGCGCGGUACCCACUGACGGAGAGCCAGCUGGCAUUGGUCCGGGACAUCCGACGGCGGGGUAAGAACAAGGUGGCCGCCCAGAACUGUCGCAAGAGAAAGUUGGAGACCAUCGUGCAGUUGGAGCGGGAACUGGAGAGGCUGGGCAGCGAGCGGGAGCGGCUCCUCCGGGCCAGAGGGGAGGCCGACCGGACCCUGGAGGUCAUGCGCCAACAGCUGACAGAGCUGUACUGUGACAUUUUCCAGCACCUGCGGGAUGAAGCCGGCAACAGCUACUCCCCUGAAGAGUAUGCUUUGCAACAGGCCGCUGAUGGGGCCAUCUUCCUGGUGCCCCGGGGGACCAAGAUGGAGGCCACAGACUGAGCUGGCCGAAGGGGUGGGACUGUGAUGGAGAUUUCCUUUAGUCCCUUCCGAUCAAGGUACUCCCCAACCCUGAGGCCCAGAAGGAACUGGGUUCUCUAGACCAGAAGGGGACAGGGGGAAACCUGGCGUUUGGAGGGUCCACAGCGUGUCCAGGAAGGCUUGCCUUGAGACAAGCACGUGAGGGGAGGGUUGGAAUCUCUUUGCCGUGAUUCAGCUUCCCGGGGCUCCAACCUCCUCCUCUUGUUUGAGCUUUGAUAUAUAAAGCGCUCUACACUAA
Molecule: messenger RNA, 3113 nt
Organism: Felis catus (domestic cat)
Lineage: Eukaryota; Metazoa; Chordata; Mammalia; Carnivora; Felidae
Gene: NFE2
Product: nuclear factor, erythroid 2
Exons: 3
Coding region: 1715-2836 (373 amino acids)
Biological process (GO): regulation of transcription by RNA polymerase II
Cellular component (GO): nucleus
Molecular function (GO): RNA polymerase II cis-regulatory region sequence-specific DNA binding; DNA-binding transcription factor activity, RNA polymerase II-specific
Source: RefSeq, a predicted model, not a curated record